This is a messenger RNA of Helianthus annuus (common sunflower), 1357 nucleotides long. Its product is annotated as luc7-like protein 3. Gene Ontology annotation, cellular component: U1 snRNP; U2-type prespliceosome. Bases 153 to 1178 code for a protein of 341 amino acids. Gene Ontology annotation, biological process: mRNA splice site recognition. The record is from RefSeq and is a predicted model, not a curated record. The transcript is spliced from 7 exons. NCBI's taxonomy places the organism in Eukaryota, Viridiplantae, Streptophyta, Magnoliopsida, Asterales, Asteraceae. Gene Ontology annotation, molecular function: mRNA binding.
GGUCGUGGUGGACAUUGAUGCUUGUUUCACGCCUACUCCAACAUCUACUUCCGUUACCUUAUUAACCUUAGACACAAUAGAACCAUCAUAAACCCCAAAAUACUGAAACAACAAAACCGAUUAGGGUUAGGGUUUCCACAUUCUCUGCAAUAAUGGAUGCCCAACGAGCAUUGCUAGACGAGCUAAUGGGUUCAGCUCGCAAUUUAACUGAAGAAGAGAGAAGAGGGCACAAAGAAAUCACAUGGGAUGAUAAGGAUGUGUGUGGAUUCUACAUGGUGAAGUUUUGUCCUCAUGAUUUGUUCGUCAACACUCGAAGUGAUCUCGGUCCAUGCCCGAAAAUUCACGACCCGAAGUUGAAAGAAAGCUUUGAGAACUCUCCAAGGCAUGAUUCUUAUGUGCCAAGAUUUGAAGCAGAUUUGGCUCAUUUUUGUGAAAAAUUGAUCAUGGAUUUGGAUAGGAAAGUUAGGCGGGGUCGUGAGCGUCUCGCUCAAGAGGUCGAACUUCCUCCACCACCACCUCUUCCAGUUGAAAAAUCUGAACAAUUAUCGGUUCUUGAGGAGAAAAUCAAGAAUCUUCUAGAAUCUGUUGAGGCUCUCGGGGAAGCUGGCAAGGUCGAUGAAGCCGAAGCACUCAUGAGGAAGGUGGAUCUGCUUAACAUUGAGAAAACCGCGUUGACCCUGCAAUCACAAAACGACAAAGUUUUAGUGCCUGCACAAGAAAAGAAGAUGGCGCUUUGCGAAACGUGUGGUUCGUUUCUGAUCGCGAAUGAUGCUCUCGAAAGAACUCAGUCUCACAUCACUGGAAAACAGCAUAUCGGUUACGGCAUGGUUCGUGAUUUCCUCUCUGAGUACAAGGAGUCGAAAGAGAAGGCAAGGGAGAAAGAAGCAGAAGAAAGAAAGAAGCAAAGAGAAAAAGACGACAGAGACGGAUCUGCUGACGUGGACAGGAACCGUGACAGGCGGGACCGCGAGAUGCCAAGAGAUCGAAACAAUAGAGGCAGUCGUGAUACAGGAAGAGGACCAGAUCGUAGGUACAAUAACAAUAACAACAAUAAUAAUUAUAAUUAUAGAAACGGGGGUGACAGGAACAGGGAUAGAUACCGCGGGCGUAACCGUAGCAGAUCUCGAUCACCCGCUAGGCAUGCACGGAAUAAUAGGUCAUCCAGAAGUCCAUAUUAGUGAGAGUUCUGUAGAUAAAUGUCAGAUUUGAAGUUGGAAGGUAGACGGUUUUUUAAUUAUAACUCGUAAUGUUCUAUGAAUGCAUGUUUUGGAGUCUCAAAAGGUAUAAUGUCGUGGGUGAACCUCUUUUUUGUUCUCACAGCUUUGAUGAGAUUAAUCUCGUAUCGUCAAUAUCAAUA